GAGGGUCAGCUUUCUCUUCUAGUUCCCACCCUCGGACUUCUUAGCCCCUGGAAUUCGAGAGAGGCUCAGGGAGUUCCCGGAGUAGGGCGAAGAGGUAUCGCCCGAGAAGGCCUGGGGUCAAGACUCUAGUUGUACCAGGGAACCACUGGAGAGGAUCUUCCUAGAGUCCCUUUCCCUUUGUGGAGUGCUAUGGAGUUCCCAGAACACAGCCAGCAGCUGCUGCAGAGCCUCCGAGAGCAGCGGUCCCAGGGUUUCCUUUGUGACUGCACCGUGAUGGUGGGUAGUACCCAGUUCUUGGCCCAUCGGGCUGUGCUGGCCUCCUGCAGCCCAUUUUUCCAGCUUUUCUACAAAGAGCGGGAACUGGACAAGAGGGAUCUGGUGUGUAUCCACAACGAGAUUGUCACAGCCCCGGCCUUUGGACUGCUUCUGGACUUUAUGUAUGCUGGCCAGCUGGUCCUGAGGGGGGAUACCCCUGUGGAGGAUGUACUGGCGGCUGCCAGCUACUUGCACAUGAAUGAUAUUGUCAAGGUGUGUAAGCGGCGGCUGCAAGCCCGGGGACUGGCAGAGGCGGAUAGUACCAAGAAGGAAGAAGAAACCAACUCACAACCCCCUAAUUUGGAGUUUUUGUCCAGCACUUCCCGUGGUUCCCAGCCUUCGCUGGCAUCAGCAGAGACAUCAGGGCACUGGGGCAAAGGGGAAUGGAAAGGCUCUGCAGCUCCCUCACCUAUCUGUCCUCCAGAUGAGCCACCGAUGCCAGCUGGGGCUGACACUACACAGCCUGGCGUGGAGGUUGAGUCAUCGCAUCUUCGGGCACCUCCUCUACCAGUGGCUGAUGUCUCUCUUGCCAGCCCCAGUAGUUCCACAGAGACCAACCCUGCAAACUACUUCUCUGCGGGCCUCCCAACUGUUUCAGUGGAGCCACUGGCUCCACUUGAUGUGGGUUCUGAGAGCCUGAGGGUGGCAGAACCAAGGGCAACUGGAGGACCAUUGCAAGGCUUCUAUCCCCCAACUUCAGCUGCAGUCCCAGUUCCAUCCGAGGCUCCAGCCCCCGCGGAAGCUGAGCUGGUACAGGUGAAAGUAGAAGCAAUUGUGAUUUCUGAUGAGGAGCCUGACGUGUCAGAGGAACAGCCUCGAGGCCCCGAGGGACUCUUCCCUCCUGGAGGAGCCAUGUAUGGUGGACAGCCCCCCCAGCCAGAGGCCUUUGAGGAGCCACGGGCAGCAGGAUUGGAGGACGUGGGGCCCAGUGACCACUUCCUGCCGCCAGAUCCGCACCUACCCUACCAUUUGCUGCCAGGUCCAGGGCAGUAUCAUCGAGGACUGGUGACCUCGCCCCUGCCUGCUCCACCCGCCCUGCAUGAGCCACUCUACUUGCCUUCUGAGUAUGAAACAGCCCCAGGAAGCUUUGGGGGUUUUACUGAGGAUGUUCCUACUUGCAAGACAUGUGGGAAGACCUUCUCAUGCUCUUACACACUGCGGCGUCACGCCACAGUGCACACGCGGGAGCGACCCUACGAGUGCCGCUACUGCCUGCGCAGCUACACGCAGUCAGGGGACCUGUACCGCCACAUCCGCAAGGCUCACAAUGAGGACCUGGCCAAACGCAGCAAACCGGAUCCAGAGGCUGGCCCCGUCCUGGGAGCGCAGCCCCUCCCUGGCUCCCCGACCGCAGACAGACAGAACAGCAGUGCUGGAGGGCCACCCAAAGAUUUUGUAUUGGCUCCAAAAACUAACAUCCGGGAGAGCAUGAGCCGAUGCCAGGCCUGCUCUUGCUGCCACCAGGGGGCAGCACGGAAGGUGGAAGCACCUGAUUUCCUCUGCUGGGGACGGAAUGAAGAUUCUGCCCAGGCUGAAGGUUCCUACCCUUUUCUUUUCCCAGCCAGAGAGGACUUUAUGGGUAUUGCAUCUCAGCCAACUCCUCGCCGCCCUGGGAAUUUUCCUGAGAUGUAAUCGCUUCUCACUCUGCAUUUUGGACCAUAAAACUGGCAGUGAAAGUAUUUCUC
Bubalus bubalis (water buffalo) is the source of this 2000-nucleotide messenger RNA. RefSeq names its product zinc finger and BTB domain containing 3 (gene ZBTB3). Gene Ontology annotation, cellular component: nucleus. The record is from RefSeq and is a predicted model, not a curated record. Gene Ontology annotation, molecular function: DNA-binding transcription factor activity, RNA polymerase II-specific; RNA polymerase II cis-regulatory region sequence-specific DNA binding; protein binding. Gene Ontology annotation, biological process: regulation of transcription by RNA polymerase II. NCBI's taxonomy places the organism in Eukaryota, Metazoa, Chordata, Mammalia, Artiodactyla, Bovidae.